GCAGCUGGAGGAAGAGAGGAGGAACAGACUGAGUGAGUUCAGGACAGAGGACUCUUGGAGAAUGUUGGGACUUUCCUUUUGUGAAAAGACCAUUCUGGCCCCCAUGGUUCGUAUAGGGACUCUACCUAUGCGCCUGUUAGCUUUGGAUUAUGGAGCGGAUAUUGUGUACUGUGAGGAGUUGGUUGAUAUAAAGAUGCUGCAGUGUAAACGGGUAGUUAAUGAGGUUCUACAGACAGUGGACUAUGUUGCACCCACUGAGCGUGUCAUUUUCCAGACAUGUGAAAAGGAGAGAGGACGUGUUGUGUUUCAGAUGGGGACAGCUGAUGCAGAGAGAGCACUUGCUGUGGCAAAACUUAUAGAGAAUGAUGUUGCUGCCAUUGAUAUAAACAUGGGCUGCCCAAAAGAAUAUUCUACCAAGGGUGGUAUGGGAGCGGCACUGCUUACUUAUCCAGAGAAAAUUGAGAUGAUAUUGAAAACCUUGGUCGGUGGCAUAUCUAAACCAAUCACCUGUAAAAUCCGCAUCCUUCCUUCGCUGCAAGACACUAUUAAUCUGGUAAAAAGAAUUGAGAAGACAGGAGUAGCCGCCAUCGCUGUUCACGGAAGGAAGAAGGAGGAGAGACCCCAGCACCCUGUGCACUGUGAUGUCAUUCGGGCAAUUUCUGAAGCUGUCUCCAUCCCUGUUAUUGCUAAUGGAGGAUCGCAGGAGAUUAUCCGCGAGUACAGCGACAUUGAGGCAUUUCGGUCUGUUACAGGUGCAUCGUCCGUCAUGGUGGCUCGAGCCGCCAUGUGGAAUCCAUCAAUUUUCAGAUCACAGGGUCUUCUGCCCCUGGAAGAAGUUAUGUGUGAUUAUAUUAAACAUGCUGUACGAUAUGACAACCAUUAUAGCAACACCAAGUAUUGCCUGUGCCAGAUGUUACGGGAACUAAUGGAGUCUCCACUCGGGAAACAACUUCAUGCUGCACAAUCAACUCAAGAAAUCUGUGAGACCUAUGGGCUAAGUGCAUUUUAUGAGAGCUGCCGAGUAUCACAGGAAGCCAGGAGGGAGUCUGCAUUAUCCUGUAUUGAAAAUCAAGUUCCACAGGAGCCCAGUGAUGAAGAAGAUAUAGACGUUGUACAAAUGGCGGUCAAAUUUGAAAGGAGAGAAUACCCACCCCACAUCACUCCCAAAAUGUUCUUGCUGGAGUGGAGCAGAAGGGAGAAACUGCCUCAACCGGUUUACCAAACGGUACAGCGGCCCCUUGACAGGUUUUUCCGCUCAGUGGUAACGGUGAAUGAGAAGAGGUAUCGUUCCACGUUGUGGGAUAAAUCUAAGAAACUGGCAGAGCAGACGGCGGCCAUUAUUUGCCUGCGGACCUUGGGCCUUCCUGAGGGGAAACUAAGUGAGGGCGAGAGCAACUUAGUGCGUAAAAGAAAACGAGAGAUACCAGCACAAGUAGGGGAUGAGGGAAACAAAAAAACUCAGCAGAAUGGGCAUGACACAGAAAAUACAGAGGUGCUGCGAUAGCUCCAGAGACUACGAUGCAUGCCGCCAUUUUCUGUUUAACACACAAACUAUCAACACUUGGAACAACAAGGACUUCUCCAACUAGGAUGAAAUAUUUAAUUUCUCACCAGCUGUUUAUUUUCAGUCAGCCAUCAUCUGGUUAUAGAAACUCUCUAACCCAAGUGAUAAACAUUAAAGGGAUACUUUUUUUCUUUUUUCUUUUAUGAUUCAGGUAUAGCUCCUACUAUCAAAUUUUCUUUGUUCUCUUGCUAUCUUUAUUUAAAAAGGAGGAAUUUAAAGCUUGGGUGCCAGCCCAUUUUAAGGUUCAGCAGCCUGGAUAGUGCUUGCUUAUUGGUGGCUACAUCUAGCAAAACAAUAAGCAAGCAUAACCCAGGUUCUGAACCAAAAAUAGGCCGGCUCUUAAAGGGCCAGUAAACUCAUCAAAUAAUGUUAUAUAAAUCUGCACAUAGUGCAGAAUUAUAUAACAUUUGCCUAGUGCCAGCUUUCUAAAGCAACGGAAAGAAGAGAUAUUUGCCUACGAAAAUUAUUUUUUAAGACCUCCGUUCCUGGCUCUACUGAGCGGUUCUGUUUUUUUUUCUAAGCACAUCGGGCACACUGUCUAGUCACAGCCGGCCCGAUCGCGCCAUUAAACUAAAUGUAGCUCUCUCCCGCUCUGGUCUGUAAAAAUAAUUUUCGUAGGCAAAUAUUUGUUCUUUCUGUUGCUUUAGAAAGCUGGCACUAGGCAAAUGUUAUAUAAUUCUGACAUGACAUUAUUUGGUGGGUUUACUGGCCCUUUAAGCUUUACAUUCCUGACUUUUAAAUAAAGAUAGCAAGAGAAUGAAGAAAAAUUGAUAAUAGGAGUAAUUUGGAAAGUUGCUUUAAAUUGCAUGCUCUGUCUGAAUCAUUAAAGAAAACAUUUGGGUUUAGUGUCCCUUUAACUUUUAAAUGUACGUAAUGUUGUAAAAAAGAGAAAAGGAGUUCAGCUUUGACACAGUCAAGAUUUCAGCUCUCAUCUGCACUUGUUCCAUUCCCACAGAACCAGUAGAUUUCUUUGUAUAAAUACUUGUUUUAUUUUUCCUUAUAACUACAUAAAAACUUUCUCUGUGCAUCAAGCCUUUUUUUUUUUUUUUUUUAUCAAAUCCCAUUUUCGUUCUGUUUUUGUUGCUUUUAUUUUUUAUCUAUUUUAACUUAAGGAUAGUUUAUUGAAGAACUGUAACGUGUUUUCAGCCAGAUAGCACGGGUUUGUUUGUUAAGCAGACCUUGAUCUGCAGCAGUUUAUGAAAUGUCCCCGUCUUAAUAAAACAAUUCACACUGUUA
Molecule: messenger RNA, 2800 nt
Organism: Bombina bombina (fire-bellied toad)
Lineage: Eukaryota; Metazoa; Chordata; Amphibia; Anura; Bombinatoridae
Gene: DUS2
Product: dihydrouridine synthase 2
Exons: 16
Coding region: 62-1504 (480 amino acids)
Biological process (GO): tRNA dihydrouridine synthesis
Cellular component (GO): cytoplasm
Molecular function (GO): flavin adenine dinucleotide binding; tRNA dihydrouridine synthase activity; tRNA binding
Source: RefSeq, a predicted model, not a curated record